This is a messenger RNA of Phycomyces blakesleeanus NRRL 1555(-), 3021 nucleotides long. RefSeq lists its product as hypothetical. NCBI's taxonomy places the organism in Eukaryota, Fungi, Mucoromycota, Mucoromycetes, Mucorales, Phycomycetaceae. Gene Ontology annotation, molecular function: GPI anchor phospholipase D activity. The transcript is spliced from 12 exons. Bases 40 to 2697 code for a protein of 885 amino acids. The record is from RefSeq and is a predicted model, not a curated record. Gene Ontology annotation, cellular component: extracellular region; extracellular matrix.
UCUUCCUUCUCUAUUUUAUUUUAGUUCUCAAUUUUGGUCAUGAAGAUUCAAUCAGCAGUCAUUCUAUUGACAGCAUGUUGGGCUCAAUGGACUCAUGGUUGUGGAAUGUCUGUUCACAAUGAGAUUACACAUCGAUCACUAGAGAUAUUCCAUCCUCAGUCUUCAAUAGAGGCCUUUUACAAAGCCAUAGUAACCAAACACACAACGUUUGCUCAAGCAGGAUCGUUUUUUCCCGAUUGGGGCUACAACUGCCUUGGAUACAGCCGACAGUCAGAGGAUGCACAUUGGCCGCCGUUUAUCAAGUCUGCAGUAGAAUAUGUACGAGAAAGCUACCCACGGUCAGAGUGGACAGAACCACAUGUUCAGGGAUUGAUCGCAUUUGUGUUUUCGAUAAUGUCCCAUGGUGUGGCAGAUGUAAAAUGGCAUAGCUUGGGUGGAUUAGAAGAAUACUUUAUACAUGCAAUGGCACAGAACGAUUUCUAUGGGAACAUAGACGAGGCUCACAAAGCAGCGGACACAGGGGCAGAAUUCACUUUGCGGCAUUCAAGUCGCCUGUCAUACAUGAGCGAUACUUGGCAAGUACCCCUCAUUGAUCUUAUCAACAUAUAUGCGCGGAUUUACGAAGCCACAAACGAGACCGCUCUUGUCCCAACAAAAGAUCAUCUUCAGCAUUGUAUGACUGCCGCAUUUGCAGCCGCAAAACUUGACGCCAAAUUAGGUCAUCAUAUGUUUGCGUAUUAUGGAUCCCAGAGUCCAUUCUUGAUCGAACAACUCAAUGAUUACCACAAAGGCGGGUUACAAGAUAUGUCAGCUAGUGUAGCUGAAUGUUAUAGUGACAUGGUUCAUGCAUUUGAAAACACGGAUAAUUUGAAUCACACCAUCUUGUGUGCUCAAUACUUUGACAGCACCAAUCUGCUGGCCGACAAGCCUCGUUGCGCAACUGUUACACAGCUCCCUGAAUAUUCUGCAAUAUGCCAGCCACUCCAGCACUACGAUCCCAAGCGGGGAAUCCUCACUCUCACCCUCCCAACCAACCAAUGCAAUAUCCCUCUCCCUGGCAAGAAACACAUUCCUUCUUUUCCAAGUUUAUCACAUUCGCCACUCAAACCGCUCGAGCCACUGUUCAGAUACCAAGACGGCGCUACAGACAACACACCCGCAGAAAAUGAGGGAAUAAGACACUGUAGUCCAUUAAGUAUCCCCGACCAAAAGAGCAGUAAUUCUGCACUAGCCCCUUUUGUCGUCACCCUCUCACUCCCGAUCUCAUCUGUGGCAAUUGGGCAUGAAACCGCAGUAGGUGACUAUGAUGCCGAUGGUCAAUUGGAUCUGGCUAUAUCUGCGCCUUAUCAUGACAAUAUUAUUCCUCUGGAUGAUGAUGAUUAUGAUGAUGACUAUGAAAUCAGUGGUGGUGAUAGUAGUAGAAGCAGCAGCAGUAGUAGUGGCAGUGAUAGAAGUAACCGUUCUCGUGCCCCUAAAUUGAUGGCUGGUGCUGUGUUUAUUCUCAACGACACACGUGCACGAUUCAAUAGGAUAGCUCAGCAAGACAAACACAUCAAGAUAAAUGAUAUCCGGAAACAAUCCCAGGUUGUCUUGCAAGGCAACGCCACUCAUGGUCGAUUUGGCUGGUCCAUGGCCACUAUUGAUUUCAAUCAAGACGGGGUCGAUGAUCUUGCUGUAGCUGCACCGUUUUCAGAUAACCUUCAAGGUCACGUAGACAUCUUUCUUGGAAAUCCAAGAAAAGGCCUUUCGUCUACUCCAGACAUUCGUAUCCGGGUCCAGGCUGUGGUGGGCCACAUUGAGGGUCUUGGGCUCAGCAUAAUGGGUUUGGAUCUUGAUGGAAAUGGAUAUCGAGACCUUGUUAUAGGAUGCCCUUAUUGCUCUGUACUUGACCAAAUUCAGGCUGGUGCUGUUUAUGUAUUCCUGGGAAGAAAAGGGGACCACGUAUCCAAAUCAGAUAUCUUUCCUGAUUGGGUCCUCACAAACCCUCAGCCAAUGCCAUAUGAGCAUUUUGGAAGUUCAAUAGACUUUAUACCCCCUCUACCACACACUGCAGGGCUAUUGCUGAUUGGAGCACCUGGUCAUAAGCAUUCCGAACUGCAACAGGCCGGUCGAGUCUAUGGUUUCAAAAUAUCUCCCUCGUUUUCUCCAGCCCUUUGGUGGACCAUGACAGGCACAAAUGAAUUUCAACAAUUUGGCAGGAUAGUUUUGGUGGGAAAGACUGAGAAAACAAAGGGAUUCCUAGCAGUUUCCAGUCCAUCAGAAGAGACACGUGUGGCAUUUGAUAAGCACUGGCAAGCUGGUGUAGUUCGUCUUUAUAAUGCAAAUACUCUUUUGUUGGAUACCCAACAAGACAAUCGAGGAGUUGUUGUUGAAUUGGGCGUGAGACAUGCCCUGCUCAAGCAGUUGGACGGGCGUGAGACAUCCGGUAGUCUUGGUACAUCAAUUGCUUUUCAUGAACAAGACAAGGAAGUAAGCCUUUGGGUAGGAGAGCCAAUGUCAGAACAAGAGAAUGGACGGGUUUAUCGAUGGAUUAUACAGAAAGACUCAAUUCAAUGUCUUUAUAAUACACCUAGUUUGGCACGGUUUGGGUCUCACAUUGGACAUACUGGAACAAACGCAAUGAGUGUUACAUCCCAGCACUACAGUGACAAGGCUAGGUUUUCUGGAGCAAUACAUUUGAUUCAACCAAGAGCUUAAAAUACACAUUUAUACACAUACACACACAAACGUAUCUAUACAUAUCUACAUAUAAUUACCCGCUUAUUUUCUCUUUCUUUUAUACUCACAUCCAAUAUAGUGUAUGAAUAGUGUGUAUAUAAACAUCAAUAUAGCUACAUCACCAACAGAAGAAACUCUUUUUUUUACAAGUGGAAUGAAACAGUAUCAUUGAUUAAUGUGCAAUAAUUAUGUAUUUAAUGGUGAUAAUGAUGUUAUGGUACAAUAUGAUGAUUAUGAUGACUAUGAUUAUAGUUAGAGCUAUGAAGAAGAAGAAGAAGAAGAAUAAGAGUAAAGGAAAUACCC